AAGAAGCUUAUGUUUUGGCGUUAGUUUUGGUGAGGAUCUUACCAAACUAGCACUAAAUUGUAUGCGCUCGCUGAUCGGCCAAAAAAUACGAGCCCCUUCGUACUUCGCAAUGUCCGGGUCGCGCCUCAGACUUCCGCGCGACAGCUGGCGAGCAGCACCGCAGCCUCUAGAGCCCAACGCCAGCCUUGCGUUUGGUUAUUGUCCCCACGAGAAACGAUAAUGUCCUCGCGCGUGAUUGAGGAGGGGUAUUGGCGACACCCUCUCGACUUUACUGUUUGUACGACUUCCUACGGACAAUUCUUUGAGUACUUUGAUCAACACGUCUCCCCAAGGCACUUGACAACAAGAAGCGAAGGAUCUUUCCACCAAUAUUCAGAACUGCCAGCGGAGCUGCAGCUGCGCGUCCUGCAGCAGUGCGAUGCACCCACACUAUUUCAACUUAUGCACACAACGCGCUGCCUACGUGUCGAAUCCAGAAAACUCUUCUUCUCUGAUUGGACAACCUGGUACCGUCUUGAAAUGGACGACUUGCUCCAGUCCCAGCUCCUUUCUGACUCCAUAUACGAACCUUCCUUCCUGGCCAAUAUUGAGCAGCUUGACAUCCAUUGUGCAUGUCUGAACUCCAGGGACUUGUCACCCGACGUGACGGAAAUGACGUUUGAUUCUGAUGAGGAACGGUCAAGAUUUGUCAACGAGCAGACUGAAUCAUAUCUCAAAAACUUCUGGUGCACUGUACAGCGCUUUUGUCCCCUAGCCAAACGAGUCAUGUUCACCAGAGACGGACGGUCCUUUCCUGAUAAGGACGUGAUGACCGACUGUUUUCUUAAGAUCGUUCAGUUCUGUCCUCAAGGUCUUGACGUGUUUUUUCAUACAACCGAAACAGCUGAAGAGGCUGUUGGUCGGCGAAGGAAGAGGGUGUUGUGGCUAUUGCGAACCGGUAACAGGAACAUGAUUACAGAAACUGAACCAAGACGCGAAAAGCAUAGAAAGGCUCCCGUGAAGAUUGUUAUUCCACCGCAGAAGCCCCAUCGUGGGCGUGUGGGAGAGUUCAUAAAAGCCAGGACAUUAUUCUUUAGGACGGCUGGUCAGCGUUUUGCUGCUGAAUAUCACCGGGCGGCCGCUGUGGAACAACACUAUUUUCUUGGACGCUAUAAGCCUUUCGGCUGCACAGUCACUGAUUGUGAUGCAUGGUUCGAUCAGCCUGAGCAAUACACGACACAUUUGCUUGGAACCGGUCAUGGCAAGGGUGACACAGCGCAUGGGCAAGUUGAAGUUCUAGUUACCAAAAACAAGCAGCGUCUAGAUCACCUUACGCAGGAAGUACAUCAGGCGCAUAGAAGGUUUUGGGAUUGGUGGGGACAAUGGGAUACGGAGCAACGAAACAUGGCCGAGAAUCAUGUGAUGGAUCAGCUGGAACAUGAUCCGCUUUAUGCAGGAGACAAACCGGUCGCAGAGCACAAAUUGUUAGCGGAGAUUUACUAUCUUGAGGGUCAGAACGAAUUAUAGGUGCCAUAGAG
This is a messenger RNA of Boeremia exigua, 1517 nucleotides long. RefSeq lists its product as uncharacterized. The transcript has a single exon. Lineage: Eukaryota; Fungi; Ascomycota; Dothideomycetes; Pleosporales; Didymellaceae. The record is from RefSeq and is a predicted model, not a curated record. The coding region runs from base 220 to 1506 and encodes 428 amino acids.